Molecule: messenger RNA, 1632 nt
Organism: Pediculus humanus corporis (human body louse)
Lineage: Eukaryota; Metazoa; Arthropoda; Insecta; Psocodea; Pediculidae
Exons: 8
Coding region: 1-1632 (543 amino acids)
Source: RefSeq, a predicted model, not a curated record
AUGAAUAAACCCCGUUAUGAUACGAUACGAUACGUUUCGACCCUCGCAGGUAAACCGAUUGGAAAUCCUUACGAAAAUGUAAGAAGUCUCCUACAGGAAGUUAAACUCCAAGAAAAAAUCGACGUUUUAACGAGAGGAUUUUGUGAGCUGGACGCAGAAAGUUAUGGCGUCGAAUUGAAAAAAGGUCCAGGACUGGACACUUCCGGAGCUUUUACGGAAAUAAGACACUGCAUACGACCCCCGGUUUUGUCACCGUUCAAAGCACUCAACGACGAAAUAGAAAAUACCAUUUAUGAUUCUUACUGGAAUAAACCGUUGGGAAAAUCUAGGGAUCCGACACCGGGACUACCCGCCGGAAUGGACAUUUACAAUACGACGUUUGGUAAACCUACCAUUCGAACGGAUCCCGAUAAUUGCAUAAUAAAUCCAAAACCACCGGAAAUGGUUGAAUACGAAGAAAAAGCAUGUCACGAUUUAUACGUUUUCACUCACAAUAAUUAUUUUUCCGGCGAACAAAUAAGAAGAAACUAUAAAAAACCAUUCAGUCAUUACAACGUUCACGGUAGACCCUCUAACAAACAAGAAGAUGGAUCAAGAGUUAAAAAAUGUUUGACUUGGUUCAAUAACGAUCCAUUGAGUAACGUUAGCAGAAGGUUGGCAGCAGUGAGAAAUAGAACACUACCAAAUUUGGGAAAAGGAUUAGACAAAACGGGAGUAUCCAACAUGUUUCCGGCAGAUCAUACGUACGGUGCCAUAUCGCCUAAAAAUCCAUUCGGUGUUGAAGAUUUACUUUACAUGUGUCCACCGAGUUUAAUUAGAAAAGACGUUCUCACGUUUUUAGCCUACGCGAAUAAAUUAAGACAAUCCAUAGAUAAAAAAAUAAAAACGACGGAUUUUACAUUAGAAGAUUUAUUUGAAGAAAUUUUAAGUUUAAAUAAAAACAAAAAUGAUUACGAUGAAAACGUUCCAAAUUAUUACGUUCAUUUGGAUUGCAUCGAUUUGAUAAUGAGAAAACACGCGUUGAUAUUAGACAGGAGUAAACUCGAACCUUUACUCCUCAUGCUCGGUAUACUCUCUGAAAAUUUCGAAAUAAACGUGAAGGAUUUUAUUAAAUUCAUUGAUAAAAACAGUCCAUUUCCGGAUUUGAAAAAAGAACAUUAUAUACUCCCGAAAGAAUUUCAAGAGUGUGAAGAUCCUUCCGUGUGUCAUUGUUUUAAAGACGAUUGUAAAAUAAUUUGCAUGCGAAGAGCAGGGGAGCCAACACUUCGAUAUGAUUUACAAAAACCAUUUUACACUCUUUCCCUCGUCAACAUGGAUCAUUUGGGACAGGAAACGACGGCGAGAACUCUCAUUUCACCCUCCAUAUACACUCAAUACGGUCUCAGUCACAGAGAUUUUUUCAAACCGAGAAGUAAAAAAUUUUUAGGAGAUCUUUUCAAAAAGAUAAAAGUCACGCUGUCGGAUAAAGAAUUGGAUGAAAUUUACGAUGAAGGUUUCGCUCUCGAUCAAACCGGCGGAGUUUGCGUCGAAACAUUUCGAAAUUUACUAGACGAAAGAGCUUACAACGAAUACAACAAUUUGGAAAAUAUACGUGAGACUGUUCUCGAUGUUAAGAAAAAAAGCAAAAAGUGA